AUGUCUAAAGAGGUCAAAGCCUGGGCCGCCACUUCCCCAGAGAAGACAGAACCUAUCAGUAUCACACGGCGCGCACCAGACGAUGAGGACGUCGCUAUCGAUAUCAAGUUCGCCGGGAUCUGCCACUCUGACAUUCACACAGUUCGCAGCGAAUGGGGCAGCACGGCAUAUCCUCUUGUUGUCGGACAUGAGAUCGCCGGAGUUGUCAAUGCCGUAGGCAAGAACGUUACCAAGUUCCAAGUCGGUGAUCACGUCGGAGUCGGUUGCAUGGUGAACAGUUGUCGCCAAUGCACCAAUUGCCAAGACGGCGAAGAGCAGUAUUGCCUUUCCGGUGCAGUCCUGACAUAUAACUCGAGAGAUCCCAAAGAUGGAACGAUCACGCAAGGGGGAUAUUCGCAGUACCUCGUGGUGGAUCAGGCUUUCGUGUUGCGUGUUCCGGAGACUAUUCCAUUGGACAAGGCGGCCCCGUUGAUGUGUGCAGGUAUCACUUUGUAUUCACCGCUACACCACUGGCAUGCCGGGCCUGGAAAGAGGGUGGGCAUCAUUGGAUUUGGUGGUCUAGGUCAUAUGGGCGUCAAGCUUGCGAAAGCACUAGGUUCUGAAGUGACCGUGUUUUCUCAAACAAACAGCAAAAAAGAGUUGGGACUACGGCUCGGAGCAGACAACUACGUCGCAACGAGCGAACCCGAUGUUUUUUCCAAGCUCAGUCGGAAGUUCGACCUUAUAAUCAAUACCGUUUCAGCUAAUAUCCCUCUCGAGCUGUACCUCUCAUGUCUCUGCCGUGAUGGUUCUUUGGUUCAAGUCGGGGCACCAGAGCAUCCUUUACAGAUCUCUCCAUUCAGCCUCGAUGCUCAGAGAGUUGGCAUUCAUGGGUCAAUGAUUGGUGGGAUUGCAGAGACGCAGCAGAUGUUAGAAUUUUGUGGAGAGAAACAGAUUUUCCCAGAGAUCGAAACCAUCCCUGCGUCGUAUAUUAAUGAGGCUUAUGAGAGAGUCAUGAAGUCUCAAGUCAAGUUUAGAUUUGUGAUUGAUGUCUCGACGAUGUAG
Lentinula edodes (shiitake mushroom) is the source of this 1044-nucleotide messenger RNA. Its product is annotated as NADP-dependent alcohol dehydrogenase. Gene Ontology annotation, molecular function: zinc ion binding; oxidoreductase activity, acting on the CH-OH group of donors, NAD or NADP as acceptor. The transcript is spliced from 2 exons. Lineage: Eukaryota; Fungi; Basidiomycota; Agaricomycetes; Agaricales; Omphalotaceae. The coding region runs from base 1 to 1044 and encodes 347 amino acids. The record is from RefSeq and is a predicted model, not a curated record.